Messenger RNA from Oreochromis aureus, 8766 nucleotides. RefSeq names its product G patch domain containing 8 (gene gpatch8). The coding region runs from base 3258 to 7544 and encodes 1428 amino acids. The record is from RefSeq and is a predicted model, not a curated record. Gene Ontology annotation, molecular function: nucleic acid binding. Gene Ontology annotation, cellular component: nucleus. Lineage: Eukaryota; Metazoa; Chordata; Actinopteri; Cichliformes; Cichlidae. The transcript is spliced from 9 exons.
CCGACAGAUUUUCUAGAUUCAACGAAGAGCGUGAUUUCCAGGGUGGGAAUCACUUUGACCAGUAUGAAGAGGGCCAGUUGGAGCUGGAGCAGGCAUCCCUGGACAAGCCCAUCGAAUCGCGAAUUGGCCCCUAUUAGCUAAGCAGCAAUGACCCGCCCAGUAUUUUAAAGCCAGGUUCGUAUGGAAAUGCCUUCACUCCACUUGCACUGCUGUUGGACUCGCCGUCGUUGCUUUCAUCUGUCUGUCUGUCUAUUCUUUUGGUGCACUCGUCUGUUCAACACCCAGUCUGCUCCUCAUCUCCGCCCUCUAACUUUUGCUGAACACAUUUUGAACGCAUCGUUUUCUCACUGUCAGCAGUUGGAACUGUUGCCUCAUCCAACAUGCCCUUGCUGGGUUUUUCUUUUUUUUUCUUUUUUGUUGUUGUUGUUUUUUUUUUUUUAGGGGGGGAGGUUGUUUUUUAAUAUAAUUAAUUGAUUUAAAUACAAAAAAUUGAUUUGUUAAAGGGAGCAUAUACAUUUAUGGCACUUGAGUCUGAGUCUUUUUUUUUCCUAACUACCACGUUAUGUGCUGGAGAAAUAAAUCAGCUAACAUCAAUUGUGCAGAGGAUGAGGGAGUGCCUUUCUCAGCAGUUAGUUCAGGGUGGAUUUUAUUUUCUCGAUUCCUUCUUCAUAGGUCAGCUAAUUCCCCUCAUCAAUAAAUGCUUUUUGUGUAGAGUCUUGUCACACUCCAAUACUGCAGUUAAGGACAGAAGCAGGUUCUGUGUCAAGAACAGGAGUGGCUUUCACUGCAGCAAAUUCUGCAGUGUUUUCCCCUAACAAUAAAUUCAGAGCACAUUUUGUCUAUUAGGCAUGAAGAAAUGAUCCUUAGUGGCCAUAAAGCCUCUAAUUCUUAUAAGUCCUUGCCCAACUGCUAGGCAGCAACAAGUAAUAAACCGUGAUUUGCAGGACUUUUUAAUUUAGCCUUCAGUGUCCUGAUUUAGGAGUUGAUUCAGGCAGUCUGUCUCCAGUUGCCUUCCUGCCAUGUUAGUCCUAGCACAUAUUUCUCUCUUAUCUCAUCCCACAGCGGAAAGGAUCUGACAGUUGCACAGUAAAAAAAAAACCAACCCACCAAACUGUAACAUAAACAGCAAGUGAAGAAUUUGAGUCUUUCUUGAGCAUUUGCUGCAAAGAUCAGCCAGAUGAUUUGGAUAUGUUAUUCUUGUCACUAAAAUGCAAAGUAUUUUUAAGUGUCCUGAGUAUGUCACAAUUUACAAGUAUGUCACUUGUAAAAUGGGGCAAAGGAAGGCAACAGUUUACUCUGAAAAAGCACCUUAAAAAGGGCCACAGCCAGAUGUAUCUCAAUUAAAGUCUCGUGGGCGGAGAUGCAGUAUGCAUACUGCGUGUGUGAGUACCACUCCCCUUCACAUGCACUAACUCAUACAAGCCCAGUUCACCUUCACCACCCUAGAAACUCACCCUCAUCAUGGCUCAGCCUGCUCUGUUCUGCUCCCAACCUCCUGUUUUUACCAAAGAGAACUAAUUGAGCCCUGUUGAGCCAUCACUUUCCUUUCUGUGCCUGAACCACCUGAGACUAACACAGUUGGAGUUUUUUUUUUUAACCCGCCCACACCCCUCAGCCCGCCCCACUCCUCUGUAUGUGUACCAUUCACAGUGCGCUACUAACACCGACGAUCCUUUUUGUUAAAACUCUUUAACAAAAAGCUGCAUGCAGUUUUUUUCUGUUUAAACCCCUUCACUUUCUGUUUGUGAAAGUUGAUGUCAAUCUCUUUGUGAUUAUAAAUAUCCUUUUUUGUUUGGUUUGUAUGUUUUUUGGUAGAAUGCAGCACUCUGGUGAAUGUUAGACAAGCUUGGAAUAGUUAUAAUCACAACAGCAAAACACUGCUUAUUAAGAAAUCUCAUUGUUACCUGUUUAUUUGUGCUUGAGGAUGUACUGUAGUGUGUAGUGGUGGGACGGUCUUGCAUUUCACUUAAUGUUUUUGUUUUCUUGCUGACCCAUACUAGUGAUAUAACGGUCUCCGACAUGCACAUUUGGCCCCACAGUGUGCUGAGAGUUCCUGUUGUGUAUGUUUUGGCACUCCUCUUGCCUCUUUGGUUCAUUAUCAGUUGCUUGAUCUUGUGAUGCGUUUGUCAUAGAAAUCAUUAGUAUUAAAAGAAAAGCCUUGCACGCACAUUCAGAGGCCUCAAGUAGUCUGAAGGUAUGUUUUCUCAUUUCUGAAUACUAAUGAUAUCUAUGAAAAUAUCAAAUUAUAGGUGUUGAAAUUGAUGGGAUGUGAUGAUUGAUAACAGACCAGAGCUGCGAAGGAUGUCCAAAAAUAAGCACAACAGCUAUUUUUUGUAUAUCUGGUGGGGCUACAUGCACACAAUGUGUCCCUCUCGUCACCUGCACACCCGCAUAUCCCCUCACACGUGCAUAUUCUGUCCACCCUGGGCCUUGUAAUGGUAAUCCAAGGCCCACUAGUUCCACUUCUGUCUCUUCCUGUUGCUAUAAUUUUUUGUGACAGCUGCAUAUGUUUCAUGGUGCUCUCCUUGUCAUGGUUACAGAAUCACAGCAAGCUUGGAGUUUCUGGUCUUUGUUUUGUUUAUGCUAGAUUUCCAUACCUGUUCUGUGUUACUUUUCUUUGUGUACUGAGAUCUUGCUCUGUAGUGGUUCAUAUAUGUAUGCGUGUGAUACAUAUAUCGCCCUCUCCUUCCUCCUUCCUACUCCUCCUCCUCUUAACUUCUCAGUUAGUGGAUGUGACUUCAUGUGUUACCUUUAUCAAUGAAAAAUAGAGAAAUGAUCACGCCCAGUUUUUUUUGCCUAAUAAAGGUUUUAAAAAUGCACUCCUACUUCAGGAGGAUAUCUUGUAGUUUACAGAUAACAUAUAGCCUCAUGUAUUGUUCAUAGUUGAAAUUCAACCCUUCCUCUCAGUCUCCCACUUUUUAUUCCCCCACACCCAGCCUCCCUUACCACUCUUUGUGCUGGAAGACACUGAUUAUUACACGCUGUAGGUGAUGACGAUAAUGACGAUGGUGUUGGUGGUGGUGGUUGUGCUGAUGAUGGUAGCGUGAUCUGAGUGUUAUUUUUUUUUUUCUUUGUUAGUUUUUUUAAUUUUAAUUUUGUAUUUAUUUUAUUUUUUCACCCGUGCCUACGGGUAAAGCUCCUCUUAUUAUUGGAAUAUUUUUGGUUUUUUUCUUCUCUUCUCUCUCUGCUAGGAUAACAUCGGGCACCGGCUGCUUCAGAAACAUGGCUGGAAGUUGGGCCAAGGCCUUGGCAAAACUAUGCAGGGACGCACUGACCCUGUGCCCAUCAUCCUUAAGUAUGAUGUCAUGGGGAUGGGACGAAUGGAGAUGGAGCUGGAUUAUGCUGAGGAUGCCACAGAGAAGAGGAGAGUCCUUGAAGUGGAAAAGGAAGAUACAGAAGAACUGCGGCAAAAAUACAAGGACCAGAUGGAAAAAGAAAAAGCCAUCGCAAAAGCUCUGGAAGACCUGAGAGCCAAUUUCUACUGUGAGCUGUGUGACAAACAGUACACCAAACACCAGGAAUUUGACAACCACAUUAACUCUUAUGACCACGCUCACAAGCAGAGGCUUAAAGAGCUGAAGCAGAGAGAGUUUGCCCGUAAUGUGUCAUCACGUUCCCGGAAAGAUGGAAAAAAGCAAGAAAAGAUGCUGCGGCGAUUGCAUGAACUUGCUGAGCAGAGAAAACAGCAAGACCGAACUCCUGGAAGUGGACCUAUGUUCAAAACAACUACAGUCGCUGUAGAUGGAGAGAAAGGAGAAGACAGCAACAGCAUGACACCUGAGAACAGCAUGACACAGUCUUUGGCAGACACUGCCCUGGAAGGAUCACUGUCAGAUAAAACUGGUCAAGCCUCCCCAAAGUCUGGUCCAACCUUUAGCUUCUCUCUGGGAAAGAAUGCCUCAUCAUCGCCAACUUCCAGCAGCGCAUCAAAAGUCAGUGUAUCAUUCUCUUUUGCCAAGAAAGCACCAGUAAAACUGGAGACAGCAGCUGCUGUUUUUGCUGAUCAUGGUGAGGAAGCUAUGGAAACAGAGGAGAGUCAAGAGGGAGAAAAGGCUGGAGGACAAGAUGACACAUCAGGCUGUGGCACAGACAGCCCUAAGGGACUGCCUGGAGGAGGUGAAGGAGGAGAAGGAGGUGGUGGUGCAGGUACAGAAGAGGUGCAGCAGCCUGAUGAUGGAGGAUCUUUAGCAUCAACGCUUAGCAAAUUGAAAAUGAUGAUGAAAACCAAUGAAGGAUCUCCUGGACAAGAGCCUCAGUACUACCACUAUGUACCACCAGCUCACUGUCGAGUAAAGCCACACUUCCAGUUUUUGCUGUUCAUGAAAGCCUCUGAACAGUGUCAGAGCAAAGAUGAAGAUGAUGAGGAAGAGACACAAGAGGAGAACAAGGCUGAAGAAAGUUCAGAACAUACAGAGAGUGGUGUGACAGAGUGCAAGACUGAAAAGGAACAAGGCAACGUUACUGCAGAUGCUGACCCAGACCUAGUUCCUCUAUCAGCUAAAGUAAAGGCAGAAGAGGAGACCCCUUCAUGUGCAGGAGAUGCAGCUCCUGCUGUACCAGCUUCACCCACCCAGAAAGCAGAGACACGUGAUACUGUGGAUACAAACACUGGUCCGAAAAUGCCCACUGGUCCCUUCUUUCCAGUCCUGAGCAAAGAUGAGACUACCACCCUACAGUGGCCAUCGGAGCUCCUUGAAUUUACAAAAGCUCAACCUUCCCUGUCUUACAGCUGCAAUCCCCUCUACUUUGACUUCAAACUGUCCCGUAACAAAGGAGUGCGUGGUGGGAAAGUGGCAAAGUCCCCCAAGCCUGGUGAAGACACUGAUGACAAGGGACAAGAAGUGACUGCUUCACCAUCUGAAGUAGAAACUGCUAAUAAACCUGGAACCAGUGCUGACAAAGACAAGCUAGUGUCAAAAGGAGAGUCUGGCCAGCCAGAAAGUGAAGAACAAAAGCCCACAAGUGGAAGUAAUAGUGCAAAGAAAAAAAAGAAAAAGAAGAAGCAUAAGAAGUCUGCAAAGCAUUCAAAACGCAAAGGAAAAGAAAAAGGAGCGGGAGAAGAUGCAGAGGGUGAGACUGAGGUAACACAAGAAAAGCCCAAAAAAAAGAAAAAACACAAACGUAAGAAGAGCAAAAACAAGGCUCAAGAUCAAGCUGAGGCAACAGGUGAAGAAAAGGAAAAACCUAAACCAAAGUCGGAAGAUAAAGCUGCUGCCUCCUCUGUUCAGCUGACAACUGGAGGGGAAGGAGCUACAGGAAACACAGGAGCAGAACUGGGGAAGAGGAAACGUGCUGCUAAGGAAGUGCCUUGCAAAUCUGGAGCAGAAGGAGGGAAUGGAAAAAGUACUGAUAAGGCCAACUCAUCUGAGGAGCACAGUGGCAACAAAAGACAAAAGACUGACACCAGUGCAUCUCAAAGUGCCUCGUGCUCCACCUCAGCCCAGAAGAGUCCUGGUACUGGUAGACCUCCCAGCAGUGAAAGUGAAGAAGAAGGGGGCUCUAAUACCCAGCGCUCACGUCAUCACAGGUCAAGCCCGAGGGAACAGCGCCGCCACCAUAGUGAAGAAUCAGGGCGAUCCUGCAGCCGUUCAUCAAGACGGGGGGAACGACGAGGUAGCAGUCGCCGGCAUCAUCGUGGCCAAACCUCCCGUAGUCGCUCUUAUUCCAGCAGCUCUGAGCGCUCCUCAGCAGGCAGCAGUGCCUACAGCCACCGUAGCCGAAGCUACUCAGACAGCUACAGCGACUACAGCACAGAAGGUCGCAGACGAAGGCGCUCCAAACGUUCAUCUGACUCUGAGUAUGACCGCAGGAGUAGCCGAGGACGUAGACGAUCCAGGAGGCAUCAGUACACAUCUUCCUCUUCAGAAGACUCGCGCUCACGUUCACGCAGCUACAGCCGCAGGAAGAGGCACAGACGGCAUCAUCGUAGCAGCUCCAGAAGCUCCAGCAGCUGGAGUCGCAGCACUAGUGCAAGAUCCUGGAGGCGGAGCUACAGUCGUAGCUACAGCUCUGCUAGCCGCUCCUCCAGUUCAAAUAAAGGGUCUCCUCACAGACGAAGCACUAGGGGUCGAGAGGAUAGUGAUACCCAUCGCAGAGACUUCAACCGCUCACGUAUCUACCGCUCCCAGUCUCCACGGUCUUCUUCUUCACGAGGCCUUAACCGAAACACCCAUUCAUCGAGCUCGCUGGGUCUGAGACCAGGGGGGUCACGAGAUGCAGGAGAACAGAAAAACACCCUAACUGCACGACAGCUGUUGGAGAAGGUUCAGUCCAAGAAAAGUUCUGAAGAUUCUACCACAGGAACAAAAUCUGGGAUUAAGAUUAAAGACCCACCGCAGGGCUAUUUUGGCCCAAAACUACCCCCAUCUCUUGGAAACAAAGCCAUGCUUCCACUAAUUGGUAAGCUGCAGGCAGGGAAAAAGCCAGCAAUUCCUUUAAUCAGACCUGAAGAGGGAGAGAAAUCAGGGACAGGGAAGAGCUCUGAAGCUGAAGGAGAGGUUAUAUUAGUAGAACCUAUAAGGGAGUUCCCACCUCCACCACCACCUCCAGCUCCACCAGUUCAGAAGGUUGAGGAAGCCCCACAGAGCACAGUGACUCAAGAAGAGACACAGCAGCCUGCAACAGAAGACCAGGGGCACCAAGAAACCCGGCCAGUAUUUGAACAAGAGCCCUCCAUGAUGAUGCCCCAGUACCAAGGAGAGUCAGGACAGGACCUUUCCCAGAACCCAAUGAUGGAGUCCAUGAUGCCUGAAAUGCAGCAGCAGCAGGCUGCCAUGCAUGCCUACCCUGGUUACCCACCACCCAGCUUGGAGGAGGAUGGCAUGGAGGCAGAGGAGGACGGACUGGCUCCUUUGGAAAGUCAGCCCAUUACAUUCACACCAGAGGAGAUGGAGAAAUACAGCAAGCUGCAACAGGCUGCACAGCAGCACAUCCAGCAGCAGCUUUUAGCCAAGCAGGUCAAGACUUUUCCCUCAGCUGCUGCAGCGGCCGCUGCCGCAGCAGCUGCCACUUUGGCCCCAGCGCCCCCUCCACCAGCCCUGCAGCAGAUCCACAUUCAGCAGCCAACUGUGUCCGUAGCUUCUGGCACAUCCAUCACCACAGUGCAACAUGCCAUCCUUCAGCACCAUGCAGCCACUGCUGCAGCAAUGGGCAUCCACCCAGCUCAUGCCCACCACCCACAUCCGGCACAUGCCCAGCUGGCCCAGGUACAUCACAUUCCCCAGCAUCACCUUACCCCCAUCUCCCUGUCUCCUUUGGGGCCCUCACUUGGUCAUUCUCUGGGACACUCACUGGGGCAUGCAGGAUUGAUCCCUGCCCACCCAACAGCCUUCCUCUCUGGUCAGCCAAUACAUAUUAUCCCUGCUUCUGCACUUCAUCACACCCCCUUAGCUCUCCACCAUGUUCCACACACAGCCCUCUACCCCACACUUUUCACACCCCGACCCUCACAGGCUGCAGCAGCAGCAGCCCUUCAGCUCCACCCACUCUUACACCCAAUAUUCUCAGGACAGGACCUCCAGCACCCCCCUAACCACGGCUCUUGAAAACAAAUGAAAAUGAAGUAGUGUGUUCACAACAACCAACCACUAAAAUAAAGACUUAACCUGAACUCUCUUGGUUUAGGGUUUUAAAUAAAGUCUUUGUUACAUCAUGCAGGCUGUAAGACGUGAAUCUUGUGAGAACUUUACUGGCCUUCACAGUGCAGCACGUCCCCACAAAGUGGUUAAGACUGCUGGGUUCAAAAUUGACACUAACAUUUUCUUCUGGUACAUGUGAGAUUUUUAUUUUCUCAUGUUUUCACAGAUUUUUUUUCUCCCCCUCUAAAAACUGUAGAAACUUCCUCUAGACCAUUGGUUUAUAUUCCAAUUUGGGGAAUAGUAACAGCCUCAGAAACUACUGGAGCUUUUUUGGUUGUUUUUUUGCUCAUUUUGGCAGCCAAAGAGAUACAUGAUGGCUAAAAGUGUAAGCAGAAUCAUGUUACGAUUCAAGGAAGUGGUUUUGUUCUAGAGGUGAACAUUUUAAUCUGUGUAAUCUAAUUUUCAGAGAUGGACUCUUUCAUAAUUACUGAUCUCUUGUUGUGUUUUCAAAUGACUACUCACUCUCUAUUGGAUUCUUGGUUUAAAAGUAAUUUGUAAUGCAGUAACUUGUACAUAGAUCAGUGUGUAAUGUGAAGAAACCCACCAGUGACAGCCAUAUGGAAAAAAAACAAAACAAAACAGAUAUGGUGUCCAAACAAGUAUGACAUUGUCAUACAAGAAGCCCUCUCUAAAUCAGGGGAAAUGUGAUGAAGGGGUAUAAAUCUCCUGAAUACUCUGAAGCAAAGCUCUUGUUCCCUGAGAUGAGGGUACAUCUGAAUCAAUUGCACUGAAAUCUGUACAUCAAGAUGGUGCCUGUGCAUCAUAUAAUAAGAUUGUAGUAUACUGCAAUAAUUGUAUUUUUCUGUUUUUUAAAUUAUUUUCCAAAAUGCUCUUCAAAAGAAGAGCUGUGUUUGGCUUUUUUUGUGUGUAAUUUUGUAAAUAAAACUGCUGUAGAUUAACCUAUUAACGUUCUACUGGGUUGACACUGCUGUUGGGGGGAGGGGGAAAAGCAGACAAAUGACAAGUUGGAUGGGAGGUGGACACGUAUUUUAUCACGGUGGUUUGUUCAUCCCUGCUGGGGUGCCAAACAGCAGUGAUCUGUUUAAAAAGAAAAGUAGCAACUCUGUAUUUUUUAAAGACUUAACUCUGUUUCACCAAAUAAAAUCCUGAGUUUGUGUGUCUUUUUCCA